AUGCCAUGUGAAUGUGCGAGCGAAGAGAAACGCCCGCAGCUCUCCGCUCGCUCACAUGACAUGAUCAACUUCAUCAACACGGCCAAGACCACGUGGACAGCGGGUGUCAACUUCCAGGACGUGAAGUACGAACAUCUGAAGUCUCUCUGUUUCUUUUCGGUGAUGGUGGUGAAGGGGACUGGAUUGGUGAAACACGCCACCAACAUGAAGCUUCCUGCCAGCUUCGACCCGAGGACGGAGUGGCCUUACUGUAAGACUAUCAGUCAGAUCCGGGAUCAGGGCUCCUGCGGCUCCUGCUGGGCGUUCGGCGCGGUCGAGGCCAUCUCUGAUCGUAUCUGCAUCCACAGCAAAGGGAACGUGUCUGUGGAGAUCUCAGCUGAAGACCUGCUGUCCUGCUGCGAGGAGUGCGGCUUCGGGUGUUCCGGAGGUUAUCCAUCAGAAGCUUGGGAUUACUGGACUAAAUCUGGGCUGGUGACCGGAGGACUUUAUGGCUCUAACGUGGGUUGCAGACCUAGUUGCAGACAGUUUGCUGUCCCGUCCAUUUUUGCAUCCUGUGAUGAUCGGGAGUGGACGGGGUGGUCAGCCUUUGUGCAUGAGGUGGACGGGACGCGGCCGCCGUGCUCCGGUGAGCAGGACACGCCUCAUUACAGGCAGCUGAGUUUGAUCAAGAGUGGAGCUAAACUCUACAGGACAGUGGACCUCAGACCCCUGCCCAACUCACGUUUCGUGUCUCUUCCGCCUCCUGCAGGCUAUAAAGCGUAUAACCUUCCCUCGGACCAGCAGCAGAUCAUGACUGAGCUUCACAGCGGGGGGCCGGUGGAGGCGGCCUUCACUGUCUAUGAGGACUUCCUGCUCUACAAGAGCGGUGUUUACCAGCACGUGACCGGCUCUGAACUGGGCGGACAUGCUGUCAAAGUCCUGGGAUGGGGAGAAGAGAACGGGACGCCGUACUGGCUGGUCGCAAACUCCUGGAACUUGAAGCUGGGCCUGCAGUCAGUGCACAUCUCUGUGUCUGCAGGUUAUUUUAAGAUCGUGAGAGGCCGGGAUGAAUGUGGGAUCGAGAGUGAGAUGGUGGCUGGUGUUCCUCAGCUCUGAACAGAUGCACAUCACGACUGACUGCGGGAUGCAAACCAUAAACAGAAAUAAAACUCUAUCUGCAUGUGUCUCAUUGUUGUGGUUGAUGCAUUCUAAAAUAAUAUGCAACAAAUCAUUCAAAGCAAAACUCUCAUUGUGGUAAUGUGAAAAAUAAAGAUUUGUCAUUUACAUUUUA
Messenger RNA from Cyprinus carpio (common carp), 1270 nucleotides. Its product is annotated as cathepsin B-like. The record is from RefSeq and is a predicted model, not a curated record. Gene Ontology annotation, molecular function: cysteine-type endopeptidase activity. Gene Ontology annotation, cellular component: lysosome. Gene Ontology annotation, biological process: regulation of catalytic activity. NCBI's taxonomy places the organism in Eukaryota, Metazoa, Chordata, Actinopteri, Cypriniformes, Cyprinidae. The coding region runs from base 1 to 1095 and encodes 364 amino acids. The transcript has 11 exons.